AUGACUAUUUAUAGAUUACAAUUAUACUAUCUUCCUAAUUAAUUAUCACCUCGCUGUAAGCUAACAACAGGCAGUAAUGCCUCCAAAUACUCAACAAAAAAGUAUCUUCGCCCUUCCGAGACUGAUCUCAAAGCUUCCUCCUCAGAAUCGGGAAGCUAAUCAUCUAGUUGA
Tetrahymena thermophila SB210 is the source of this 171-nucleotide messenger RNA. RefSeq lists its product as hypothetical. NCBI's taxonomy places the organism in Eukaryota, Ciliophora, Oligohymenophorea, Hymenostomatida, Tetrahymenidae. The record is from RefSeq and is a predicted model, not a curated record. The transcript has a single exon.